GGUGGCGUCGCGUUUUUCCCGCGCAUUGUCAAGUCCAUUUUGUUAAUUCGAAGCGGGAGAGGGUGUCGGCCGAAGCCCUCUUCAAAUUCGCUUCAUCAGAGUCAUAUAUUUCUUGGGAGAAAUUAAAACAAUAACCGGUGUUCGUAUUUCAAUAAAAUAAACAGAUCGACAAAACAAUGACAGAUCGGAGGACGAGCAAUAUCGAACGGCUUUCUGAGGCGAUGAAAAGUCUGCAGAAAUGCUUGGAAUGUACGAUCUGUUUGGAGCCUAUGACAGAACCUACAAAAACACGAUGUGGCCAUUCAUUCUGCAAAACGUGUAUAGGAACAAUCUUACUCAAGAAAAAUGUAUGUUGUCCACUAUGCAAGAAGUGUCUAAAUAGACGCAACAUUUCUAAAGAUGAUCAUCUGCAAACCUGUAUCGAGAAGUUUAAUAAACUUGUCACUGCUAUUAAAAUCGACAGCAAUGUCGACAGUAAGUACAUACCAUACAAGGCGACUCACGCCAGAACGCGCGCGAGAAACCGUGAGAAAGAUAGAAGGUCGAAACCGGAAAUCGAGGAGAUUGUCCGUGAGGAUGGCUUGGUGGCAACGAACGAUCAGGUCUCGUGCGCGCCGAGCACAUCUGCGAUCACCGAGCAAUCUCUCGCGAAUUGGUCUCGCGUGAUCGAGAUCGGGAAGGAGAUGAAACGCACGAGAAGGAGAAAGGUGAAGAGACUGAACGUGAGCAUCGAGAAAAAUAGAAAGCCACCGCGGAUAGUCGAGGACAUUAGGCUGUCGCCGAGAAGCAGAUACGACACCUCUAGAAUUAUUGCGAGUCAUAAUACGAGCAAGAUGAAUAUGUCUAAUCGACUGGAGGAAAUGAACAGUCAGAAACAGGACGCGAUUGAUAACAGUCAGAAUUUAUCGGACGCGAAAGCGUCGAGCGAAACGAAGAAACGGACGAAAUCAUUUGAUGAAAAUAAGGCGGACAAUUCGAAUUCGAUUGAUUCUACGAUGGAUAUAUCACACAUCACGCUGGAGGAUGGUUGGAAAAUACGCAUAACGAAUCUAAACAACGAUCAGGUGGGCAAAAUUAUUGGCUCCGGGGGGGACACCAAGGAGAAUCUUCAGGCUCAAGGACGAGAGGUUGUCAUCAAUUAUCGCGAUUCGUUGCCGCGGCAAAGACUGACCGUACUAACGCCGGAGAGACUUAACGAAUCUAUACGUAACGACGAAAUAAGUCACGACGUGUCGCAAACUUCCGCCGACAACUUUGAAAGUUCGAUCUGCUCGCCGGUCAAAAAGCGAGCUCCCGGACCACGAGAGACCAAUAACGUUCAGGAGACACCAAACAGGACUGCUUCUUCUCACUUAGAAUUUUUGACGCCGAAGGCCAGAUUAUCCUUGAAAAGAAAGACGAGGACUAACAACGGUGAUUCGCCGUUAUUAAAAGAACAUUUAUUGUCGCAACACGAAGAAAUGAUCGGUGAUCACAAGAACGUUUCACCAACAUCGAAUGACGAUGGACUGUCUAAUCGAUUGAAAACCGUGAGACGUGAUUUGAGUCUCACGAUAACCCGUGAAGAUCAGGAUACAAUAUCCUCAGACGCACGCUUGAAAAACACAGUCAUCGAAGGUAACGACAGAAACGUUUCUAGAAUUAUGAGGAGUCAGGAUGAAGAGCUCGGUCGCAAUUAUAUCGGCGAAUCUACGAUAUCUACGAGGAAAAUGUCUUUCUCGAGGAAAUCAGGAGGUAUUGAGAAUCGCGGACGUCGAUCUCCCAUAAAGUUUAUGCAAUUGGGGACGUUGAUUAGGCGGCGUAAUGUAAGAUAUAUUUGCUUAGGCACGACCAAGUGCGAACGGUCGAUGCCAGCGGAAGUUGGAGUCACCGCGGUGUGCAAUAUGCAGAAAUCGAUCGAUAAAUCGGAGAUAUAUGUAGCAGCAUCCCCCGAUUCGAACGAUUCACAAAGCUCGAACGUCACGGUGGUGGAAAAUAAUCAUCUCGCGAAUAAUCAUCUCUCGAAUGCGAAUCGAGCAGUUUCCAAAGAAUCUCUCAUAGCGUCACCGAUUUGUAAGAUUGCUUCAGCUACUUCGACGCCAAAAAAAAAUGUCGACCCUUCAAAGAGCUCGGCUAUCGGAAAUUCUUUGACGAACGCGAAUCAACGAUUGGGCGGAUCGAUCAAAAAUACCGCCGAGGAUAAUGCGCGAUCCUUUCAUAGAACGCCUCGCGCGGACAACCUCGGCGCAAUUCACGGGUUGAUCUCUCAUUCAAGAAUGUCAAAUUCCAUUAAACUGCUGUCACCGGACAAAGAUUCGCAGCUGAAGUUUCUGGAAAUAGAUUCUCCAAUGAGCGAGCGCGAGUUGAGGCGCGUAGGCUCGACUAAGUCCGCUAUCAAAGAAAACAACUUUUCCGAGAUGAAAAGUUCACGUCUCGCAGCGUCCACGUCGGCCAAGGCGCAAGAGCCUUUCGUCGAAAGUCCCAAUAAGAACAGAAAAAGAAUGAGAUGCGCCAAUGACAGAGAGCUAUCCGAGGAGGAGUUCAACGAUGGAUGCGACUCCGACGAAUCGAUCAGUAGUCAAAGUACAAUAAAAAAUGGAUAUAUCGAAUCAUCUAAGAAAUCGAGAUCGGAUCGUUUGGAUACGAGUAAGAAACGUCGCUUGAGUUCCUCGGACGAUCAGGAUGUCAUCGUAAUCUCGUCAGUUUCUGAGGAACAGAACGCGAGCGAAAGAAAAUCCAAGACGACAAUGCCUAACUCGGACUCGGAAAUGGAAUCGGCGACGCGUAGUACGAAAAAUUUGUCGAGACAUAAUGAUGAACAAUGCGAUCGAGGAAACGCACCGAUUAUAAACACAAGAAAAUGUUUGGUGAGACAAGAUUCGGAUGAAAAUCUUCGUAUUCGGAGUAUAACCGACAAAUGGAGAAACGAACAUGACGCGAUGCAAAAAAAGCUGAUGAGGGAAGGUGAAAACAGCCAGAAUAGUGUCACGUCAACGAGACAACGCCCAUCUGAAGAAAAUCUAGCUAGCCAACGAUCAUCAACUGGGACAUUUGAGACGGAGAAGCACAAGAGCGUAAAGUCAUGUCAGAAAAGCCCGAAAGAAUCGAUGUUUGAGAGUAAUAGCCUAUUCAGUUCGACAAAUAUCGACUAUAUGAUGCAGCAAUUGGACAGUAAGGACAAUAUGAAAUCGCAGAAAGCCACGGAUCCUUCUAAUGACGACACCAUAAACCGAGUGCUCGAUCGAUCGGAGAGCAAUCUCGACUCACGUCGGCCGUCGGGUUCUACCUCCCAGAAAGACAUGGCGAGUCAGAGAGAAAAGAACAGCCGAGAGAACUUGCUGCAGGACAAUUUCGAUGAGAUCAUCGCCAGCGUCGAGCAGUCACAAAGCGAGGAUGUAAUACCUUGUACCGAGCAACUGGAUCGCAAUCCCAAUCGCCCGUUGGCGGAACAGAAAUCGUCAAACUGUCUCGCGAUGACAGAUGAAUUGUACAGAACCAUGCAGGACAGCCUGAUCAUACCUGCGUCGUCGACGACCGACAUGUUUGAGCAUCAUUCUUCCAAGAACGUUAGGAAACCAUAUACGAGGACGAAUAUCAUUUUAAGAAAUUCUGACAAGGAGAACGUAGCCAGUAACAUCAAAAAACGCAACUUUAUGAAUGACCAAAGAGACAGAGAGGGCGCAACUGCGAGUGUCGAUGCGAUUGACAAAGAUUCUCAUAAGAAAAUCGUAUCGAAGUAUAACGCAUCACAAGAGAAAGGAAAAUCCGAAGAACGUAAUGUCUCGAUACGACUGACGGAUGUCGAUGACAAUGAAGGGCAAAGGGCAACAGCCGUUGGCAACGAAUCAAGUUCGAAGAAUGACGUUUCCGAACAAGAUUCGCUUAUGAACAUUACGCAGCAUCAAGUUCAACUGCAAAUGUUUGAAGAGGAUUUAUUUGGCAUUACGGAUAUGCGAAAUCAAAUGAGGACGACUUCGCAGAGUAACUUGUCCCAACAGGGGCAACGCACUCCGAAAAGGAGGAAGCAGAAUAUUCAGGGAAAUACGACGCCAGGAGAACACCUCGCCGACGAAGACGACGUUGUGGAGAACACUCCAGAGAAAAAGAUGAAAAACAAUGGGAACAACGUUAAAGCGGUCGACUCGAGAGAAAAAAUGACAUUCUUAUCGCCAAUCCCGAAGGCUGUUGAACGGACAUCGAGUAUAUCAGGGUCGUGUCAAACGAUUCGUUCUUCCUCUUCGAGGAAUGGUGCAAACACACCUACGGACUUAUUCGGAAUGUAUCCAUCCGCCCAAAGUACGCCGAUGUUGGCGCACAACACCACGACGAUGAACCGUGCCAACGUAUCCGGAGGGAACAAGAGAAGCGAGCGUGUGGAAAGCUCUGGAAGUGUCUUACUGGCGAAACAACUGGUGGACGGGAAGACGUUGGAGAAUGUUCGUCGACAACCUGACAGGCAGGAUUUGUGUUUCGUAUGCAGCGGCCUGUCGGCCGCCCAGAUCGCCACCGUGAAGGAAUUUGCGGCGAAGUACAACGCGAGCUACGUGAACCAGUUCGAUCGCAACGUGACGCAUGUUGUCGUGAAGACUACCGGCGAGCAAAACGCGGCGAGGAGCACGCUGAAGUAUCUUCAGGGUAUCGCCCACCGAAAGUGGAUAGUCAGCUACAGAUGGAUCGAGGACUGCACGAGGCAGCAGAAGCUGCUGAACGAGGUUGCUUACGAGGCCACGACGUACAAUGAUAGCGUUUACGGUGCCGGCCCUCGAAACUCGAGGCUACGCGACAAGGGUCUCUUUGAGGGUUUCACGUUUCUCUGUGUCGGACCGUACGACAACGUUUCGCUGGAACAGUAUCAGGAUUUGUUACUCGCCAUCGGAGCCACGGUAGUCGAUUCGUUUGAAAUUCUCGCAAAAAUGGGAGGAAUGAAGGGCAUUGUGAUCCAAGACAAUGUUCAUGACAAUAAAGUAAUUGAACAUUGGUAUCGAACCACGAAGGCGGCGCCGAUUCUGGUGGAUUGGAUAGUAGAAUGUAUUGGACACUACAGAUUAUUUAAGCUUACGUCUUACAUCAAUUAUAUAUCGCCGCAAGAUUUUUGUGCUAUCGGUUAUCCACGUGAACUUGUAGAAGAAGAAGAAGAAGAAGAGUACAGCGAUGAUGAAUAAAAAGAAGAAAGAAGAUAUAUUGUUCGAAUUUAUUUUUGUUAAUAUUUAAUCCGUACCAUCAUUUGUAAAGAAUUACAAUAGUGUAGUCUCAUAUAACAGAAAAGAACAAAGAUACUUCUUAUAGUUUUCAAUCUCAAUCUGUUGAUUAAAACGAACGAGCUUACCGUUCAUGGGUCGCUAAGCAUACACUUGAUGGCGAUCCACUACCGUGUUAAUUAUCUGUACAUGAAAAUUUAAUUUACCUUUAUCAAUGUAUCUAUGUGAUAUUAACUUUACAUACA
Molecule: messenger RNA, 5422 nt
Organism: Pogonomyrmex barbatus (red harvester ant)
Lineage: Eukaryota; Metazoa; Arthropoda; Insecta; Hymenoptera; Formicidae
Biological process (GO): double-strand break repair via homologous recombination; positive regulation of transcription by RNA polymerase II
Cellular component (GO): BRCA1-A complex; BRCA1-BARD1 complex; nucleus
Molecular function (GO): DNA binding; ubiquitin-protein transferase activity; zinc ion binding
Source: RefSeq, a predicted model, not a curated record